Molecule: messenger RNA, 837 nt
Organism: Peniophora sp. CBMAI 1063
Lineage: Eukaryota; Fungi; Basidiomycota; Agaricomycetes; Russulales; Peniophoraceae
Source: the annotation of a GenBank genome assembly
AUGUGUCCGCUCGAGCCCGACUCUCAAGACCUUCCCCUCCCCUCGCUGCCCGAGCUACUCGAUCAGGAAACCUACACGCGCGUAUUCACGCAUCGUUCGCUUUAUGCGCGCCCUACGCACGUCUUCGAGGACAGUCCCCAGGACCCUGCCCCAGAUAACGAGUCGCUCGAGCACCUCGGGGACCAAGUGUUAGGUCUCGUCAUCACGGAUCUCAUACAGGAGCUGUACCCGUACCUCCGUGUAGGACCUUCUACGAAAAUGCGCGCUCUUGUUGUUGGGAAUCAGACUCUCGCCGCGGUCGCUCUCCGGUACCGUCUUCCCGACCGUCUGCGCCUGCAUCGCUCGCAGUCGGUGACCCUCAAGGCCAGCAUGAAUGUCCAAGCCGACGUCUUCGAGUCCUACGUCGGCGGUCUCUACCGUGCUCGCGGCCUUGCCCUCACCCAGGCAUGGCUUCGCGUGCUCUUCGCGCCGUAUGUUCGCUCGGCAUAUCGUCAGGUUCGCGCGCAGCAUGGCCUUCCGCCUACGCUUGCUGUUGCUCCGUCAGCUUCGUCCCAGACUUCUAGCUCAAACCCGUACACUCCGCCGCCGUCUCCACCACACGGGACCAUGAUCGGCCACCUUGGUCUCUUCAAUCAGCGCAUUCAACAGGCGAACCGCUCGGUGGAGUGGGUCUUCGUCGACAGUCUCGGAGAAGGUACAAAGAGCACUCCCGUCUGGGUUGCGCGCGCCAUCGUCGGCGGAGAGGAGUGGGGUUGUGGCCGUGGCAAUACAAAGAAAACGGCUAAGAACGAGGCCGCUAAGGUCGGCUUGCGCCGUUUGGGCUUUGUGCAGGAUUAG